AUGCGUUUCAAUAACAACCUCUUCUUGCUCGCCUCCUUCCUCGGCGCCGCAACCGCUUUCCGUCGAACUUGCAGGCCCGACCUCACUGGCGAUGUCCGAGGCACCGGCUUUUAUACCAAGACAGCAACCGACCUUGAUCGGGAUGUCGCGACUGACUUUUGCACCACUGUACCAGAGCUGCGAGUCAUGAACCCCGAAUUCCCUUCCAAAGCAGGAGACAUUUUCAGAGUUCCUUGCAAAAUUCGAAAGCGCGAUUGCUCUAGGAUUCCGACCAAUGAAAAUGGAUACUAUACGGUCGUCGAAGGCGACUACCUAUCAGAUAUUUCGAUAGACUUCUGCACAGAUACCCGCAAUCUUGCAAAAUUAAAUCCCGACCUUGCCAAUACGAACCUCGCCCCUGGCAUGGUCCUCGAAGUUCCUUGCCCUUUCAACUAG
Molecule: messenger RNA, 435 nt
Organism: Drepanopeziza brunnea f. sp. 'multigermtubi' MB_m1
Lineage: Eukaryota; Fungi; Ascomycota; Leotiomycetes; Helotiales; Drepanopezizaceae
Source: RefSeq, a predicted model, not a curated record